Molecule: messenger RNA, 2962 nt
Organism: Galleria mellonella (greater wax moth)
Lineage: Eukaryota; Metazoa; Arthropoda; Insecta; Lepidoptera; Pyralidae
Gene: orb
Product: cytoplasmic polyadenylation element-binding protein 1
Exons: 13
Coding region: 71-1786 (571 amino acids)
Biological process (GO): negative regulation of cytoplasmic translation
Cellular component (GO): synapse; cytoplasm; nucleus
Molecular function (GO): translation factor activity, RNA binding; ribosome binding; mRNA 3'-UTR binding
Source: RefSeq, a predicted model, not a curated record
GGGGACUCUGUCGGUUACUUGGCAGACUAUCUAAGUACAUCGAGACUUCGGAAAACUUUCAGCGGCACUCAUGCCGCUUUUACAUCGGGACAACAAUCGUGGAAGCGGCGGCAGUUCUAAUGAAAACCGCCGCUCACUAGCAGAAUUUCUUGCGCUAGACACACGGCACCUAACGGAGCCGGCCGCAGCGCCCAUCAAUCUUCGCAACAAUGAGGGUAUCAGGAAUGGCGACAUGGACUGGCGCUGGGAGGAGCCGCGGAGCCCCGAGGCGGCGCAGACGCCGCGCUCGCUGGUGCCGCCGGCCUGCUUCCCGCCGCAGCACACGCGCUCCUUUUCUAGCUAUAGUGAGAGCGCGCGCCCCGGCGGAGGCUGGGCCGAGGAGCCGUCGGGACAGGGGAUCAAAGACCUUGUGGCAUCUUUAAAGGCCCUCGCCAUACCGGCAGCGGCGAGCCCCCGCGCCCUGCAGACUUCCAUACAGGUGCGACUCAGCUAUGAGGGACUCGAAAAGGUGGAGCCACCGUGGCCUCCAGAGCAGGCCAAGUCGAACGUGCAUGCACGCGACGACAGGGCGCUGGCUCGACGCGCCUCCUUUUGUGGCGUAAUGUCCGGAGGGCGCAUGAACGAAUGGCGCGAUAACGCGGGUAGGAAUGGCGGAGCCUCGGGUUCAGGGCUGGUCGGGCUGGGGCUGGGGCUGGGUUUAGGUGUGGGCGUGGAUCUAGGGUUGACCACUGGCGAGCCACUUUUGUGGACCGGCACACUACCACCACGGUGUUCAGAUCCUAGCGGCGGGUUCUCGCCCAAAGUAUUCCUGGGCGGGCUCCCCUGGGAUAUCACGGAACACGCCCUCAUGAACGCGCUGGAACUGUUCCAUCCGAUACGCGUGGAAUGGCCGGGUCGAGAGCCGUGCGGCGGCGGCGGUGGCGGCGGCGGCGGCGGCGGGGGAGCGUCGUCCCCGCGCGGGUACGCGUACGUGACGCUGGAGAGUGAGCGGAACGUGCGCGAGCUGCUGGCGGCCUCACGCCGCGACGGAUACAACUGGUACUACAGGGUCGCCUCGCGCAAGAUGCGCUCCAAGGAGGUGCAGGUGAUCCCGUGGGCGGUGGCGGACUCGACGUGGGUGUCGGGCGGCUGGGCGCGGCUGGAGCCGGCGCGCACGGUGUUCGUGGGCGCGCUGCACGGCGUGCUCAGCGCCUCCGCGCUCGCCAUCAUCAUGGACCAGCUGUUCGCCGGCGUCGUCUACGCGGGCCUGGACACUGACAAGAACAAGUACCCGAUCGGCUCCGGCCGCGUCAUGUUCAACAACCUCCGUUCGUACUUGCGCGCCAUCGCCGCUGGCUACGUGGAGAUACGCACUGACAAGUUCACCAAGAAGGUGCAAGUGGACCCGUACUUGGAGGAUUCGAUGUGUUCAGUUUGCAACUUGCAGCAGGGGCCCUACUUCUGCCGCGACCCUAUGUGCUUCAGAUACUUCUGCCGCUCGUGCUGGGUGUGGCAGCACGCGGCGGCGACGGAGGAGCACAAGCCGCUGAUGCGCAACUCGAAGGGCACGCAGCUGUCGUUCGCGGCCGCCGCCGCGCUGCCGCCCGCGCGGCCCGCCGCCGCGCCGCAUGCGCUCGCGCAUCACUCGUACAACGGCGGCUUCGGCGGCGCCAGUGAAGCAGGCACAGCAUCCCCGUCGACGAGCGGCACGAGCACGAGCACGAGCCCGAGCGCGAGCACUAACACGAGCGAGCUAUCGAGCGGCGCGGCGAGCGAAGAGCCGGCCGACGCGUGGGCGCUGCACUAGGCGCGCCGCACGGCCGCGCGUGUUGUCGAGCCGCUAUUAAGUUGGGCGCUCUGCCACCAUACACGCUUAUUACACCACUUCGAUUAACGCUCGCUGAUAAUUAUGGAGAUUUCUACUAAAUUCCUUAAUAGAUUGUACUGUGAUACCACUUUCUAUAUCGUACAGAUGUUUCCAGUUUAGUUUACAGAAAUUUUCGCAGUAUCAGCCCCUAUUUAUGACUACCUUUAUACACUAUUUUGUAUAGUUGAUUUUUUCCUGAAUUUAAUUAACUUUUUAAAGAAUUUCUUUUGAUUUCUAUUUAUUAAGUUUAUUUUUUUAUUACAAUUAUGUAUUUUUCAUUUUUUUUUUUUUACAUAAAUUUUGUUUGAUUAAAAGGCAUAUUCUAGAUGUGUUUUUGAGCAAAAUGAAUUUGCCAAUUAAUUAGUGAAUUUAAUGAGAAGUAUUGUUACGAUUAUAAUUACGCCAUCCGCGUAGACAUGUUCAUUAGACGAAUUUUACAUGUGCCUCUGAUAAUUAGGCGAUUUUAAUAAGGUUUUACGGUGCCUGUUGUUUGGCCGCGUCUAGGCUGUCCAUUUAUUAAUCAUUUUAAAUUUUUAAUGGGCUUUUAAAAUUGUAUAAUCGUGAUUUUAUAGAAUUUUAGGCGUACAUCCAAUUAAUAUAAGAAUGUUGAUUUUAAUCGGUGCUUGUUCGAUUUUAAACAUCGUUUAUUGUUAUCAAGGAAUAAAUAUUUAUUAAAAUACAACUGACCUUUUAUUUACUUCACUGCAGCACUACCUACUUUAGGGAUUUCUAAACACAUAGUUCAGAUUUCUGCUGACCUGAGGCAUGUUUGAUUGCACUAACUAAAACAAGUUUUUUUUGAUGGGUGAAAAUGGUAUGGUAGCCCCGCCUGCGCUUACGGGAUACGCUGACGGAGCACCAGUGAAGGGUGAUUGAUGAGAAUGAAAACAGGCCAGUUAGCCCAUCAUGAUGAAUUCAUCAGGAAUUAACCAUUAUAGUUUUCAGAGAGAACCGCGAGGAGGUCGAUCUGGUUGGAUAUAUUGUUAGCAAUUCUUAGUCGCCAUUACUAACAAUCCUUUUCCAUCAACUAAAACAAGUUAGACAGGGAGUUCACCCACGGGGGUUUGAAGAGAUUUGCUAGUAUUAUAUAAAACUGUAGAUAGGGUGAAUGUUUUU